Molecule: messenger RNA, 545 nt
Organism: Homalodisca vitripennis (glassy-winged sharpshooter)
Lineage: Eukaryota; Metazoa; Arthropoda; Insecta; Hemiptera; Cicadellidae
Exons: 7
Coding region: 77-538 (153 amino acids)
Source: RefSeq, a predicted model, not a curated record
UUCCAGAGCACGGAAUACAAACAGUGAAACUAGUACAUCACGUGUUAUUUCCAAAAAUAACGAUGUUCCAAAUGAAAUGGAUUCCGGAUUCAACAAGAAAAAACUAUGCCUGCAAUGUUACCAAGAACGACAUUUGUAUCCUUCAACUGCAUCCAGAGUACGAAAUACAAGCAAUGAAACUAGUACAUCACGUGUUACUUCCACAGAUAACUAUGUUGCACAUGAAAUGUUGGAUCCUCGAUUAAAAUUGAAAAGAUCAAGCCAAAAGAAUUACGAAGAACGAAAUUCGUUUUCUUCAACUACAUCCAGAGCACGAAAUACAACCAAUGAAAGUGGUACAUUACGUAUUACUUUUAAAAAUAACCAUGCUCCAUAUGAAAAGUUGGAUCCUCGAUUAAAAUUGAAAAAAUCAUGCUCAAAAAACUACCAAGAAAGAAAUUCGUUUUCUUCAACUGCAUCCAGAGUACGAAAAACAACCAAUGAGACUAGUACAUCACGUGUUACUUUCAAAGAUAACUUUGGUACAUAUAAAUGUUAGGUAAGAC